AAAGAAGGUCUGUGUUUCGUUAGAUUUAUUCAAAGUUUUAAACGUGGUAUCAAAGGAGUUGUGGACCAGCAGUGACUGUUGGUGGAUGUGUUCGAGUCAUACGGACAGGCGUUACAGAUCAGAAAAGAAACCCCAUAAACCUUAGUCUGAAAACUCCGCCCUAAACAGUGACCUGAGCGACUUAUUUCAGGAUUUCACAGCGGAUUUCAGCUCCGGGUGGAGGGUCACGGCAGUCGCUGCUCCACGUGCCUGUUCGGUUUAGUCAGCCAAGGAGGAGGUUCAGAAUUUACUACAACUAUAAAACGACUUAAAGGGACCCGGACUUUGUGAUCGAUCAGCGCUUAUCAACCAACUGUCACUAAUUCCGGAGGAACUUGAUUUACGUAUGCGGCAUUUCCACACGAGCAGUUGCACUUUGUUCCUAACAGUUUUUGUAAAGUUGUUUGGUUGACGUUAUGUUAGAGUUGUUAGUCAUUGUGAUUUCAUAUUAAGGACGUUUGUUUGUUUUAGUGUAGAUUUUCUCGUUGGAAACGUCGCUCGGUUCUGUUUUAACAGCGAACGGUUUUCAGUUACUUUGACGCGCAAAUACUUUAAUGUUAGCGUUUUACUACAUGAGUAUACGGCAGAGAUUAAUAUGAAUGAGAAACAGGUAUCAGGAGAUAAUGAUCUGUACGACGAUCGGACUACAGAGGACGCCGAGAACCAUGUCCAACUUGCAGCGGGGGACGCCGCCGUACUGGCGGAGAAGGACGACCAAGCGGCCACGCAGACCACCCGUCUGUACAAACGGCGCUGGAUCAUCGUCCUGCUCUUCAGCUUCUACUCACUGAGCAACUCCUUCCAGUGGAUACAGUACGGCAUCAUCAACAACAUCUUCAUGAGGUUCUACGGUGUGGACGCCUUCACCAUAGACUGGAUGUCCAUGAUCUACAUGCUCACCUACAUCCCCUUCGUCUUCCCGGUCACCUGGCUGCUGGACAAGAAGGGGCUGCGUGUCAUCGCGCUCAUUGCCACAACCCUCAACUGUGCCGGGACGUGGAUCAAAGUGACCAGCGCCAAACCCAACCUGUUCGCUGUCACCUUUCUGGGCCAGUUCUGCUGCUCCCUGGCGCAGGUCUUUAUCCUCGGGAUGCCGGCGAAGAUCGCCUCGAUGUGGUUCGGUUCAAACGAGGUGUCCACCGCCUGCUCCAUCGGAGUGUUUGGGAAUCAGCUGGGUAUUGCCAUUGGAUUUCUUGUUCCUCCGGUUCUCGUACCCAAUGUGGAGGACAUGGAUCAGCUGGCUCAUCACAUCAGAAUCAUGUUCUACAUCACAGCUGCGGUGGCCACGGCGCUCUUCAUCCUUGUUGUCUUGAUCUUUCAGGAGCGUCCCAAACUUCCUCCGACUCAGGCCCAGGCCGUAGCUCGUACCAUCCCAUCAGAGCAGUACUCCUACACCGCCUCUAUCCGCCGACUGCUUCGCAACAGGUCCUUCAUCCUCCUCAUCAUCACUUAUGGUCUAAAUGUGGGAUGUUUUUAUGCUGUUGGCACAUUACUGAACCGCAUCAUCCUGACACAUUAUCCUAAUGAAGAGGUGAAUGCUGGGAGGAUCGGCCUCACCAUCAUCAUCGCCGGGAUGGUCGGGUCACUGAUCUGUGGCAUUUGGUUGGAUAAAACUAAAACCUACAAACAAACUACAUUUGCAGUUUACUUCAUGUCUCUGGUGGCAAUGAUUGUCUUCACUGCAACCCUUGAUCUGGGACUCUGGGUGGCCUUCAUCACGGCUGGCAGCCUUGGGUUCUUCAUGACCGGUUACCUUCCACUAGGCUUUGAGUUUGCAGUGGAACUCACGUAUCCUGAGUCAGAGGGAACGUCUUCUGGACUCCUCAACUGUUCAGCACAAGUGUUUGGGAUUAUUUUCACCAUAUGCCAAGGGAAGAUCAUAGACAAAUUUGGCACACUACCAGGAAACAUCUUCCUCUGUGUCUUCCUUUUAAUUGGCACGAUAAUGACAGGAUUAAUAAAGUCUGAUCUACGGCGACAAAAAGCAAAUCACAUGGCCAGAGCAGCAGGAGGAAAUUAAGACAUGUCUCGUCAGAGCAGCUUGUGUUAACCUUCACCCCAGGCUGAAGACACGCCUCUAUAAACCCUGACGAUCAGCUGUUGUUUUGGUAGGAGGGGAAGACGACCGCACAACAAGCCUACGGAGCCACGGCUCAAAUCACCGAACCUCUGACUGCUGCUUCUCACUGCUGAUCAAUAAAACCUGCUUUCUUCUUUCUACAAAAAAAAAAAUCCCAAACAAUCUCGACAAAUGAUAGUUCAACGCCGAAACUGUUGAAGGUAGGAUCACCCCCUGACGCUGAUUCAUCACCCACACCUGUCGAUUGACUUUCCACCUUUUUUUUAACCUUUUUUGUCCUUCCCUGCCAGUGUCUCACUUUCAUGCGGAAUAAAACUCACACUAUCUGUCGAUCAGAUAUCGCCUCUGAUUUUAUAAAUUCAAUUCUUUGUUAAUAUUGUGAAGCAUUUUACAAAGUGCCAAAUUAACUGACUGGCCGUUGGACAGGGGCGGGAAACGUCCCCUCUGAUUGGAUGAGGUGGAAGACGUUAGUGUAAAUAAUAGUGAAAUACAAACACAUUCAGCGUAACCUUAUGGAAUUAUAUUUGAAUAUUUUUAUAUUAUAUGUGGAAUUGGUAACAAUAGAUUUUGUGUUGUUUUGAAAGGACAGAUACCAAAUUAACGACUUUGUUUAAAAAGAAAUCAGUAACUGAUUGUAAAACAGGUUGCCUUAGAAAUGUCUUAGAAAAUAGAAAAAAAGAAAUAAAUUCACCAGCCUGCUUUUGCACAGUGCAAAAUCAAUGACUACUUUUUAAGCCAUAGUUCGGAUGAAAGAUUCCUAAUGGUGCAGUUAUUUACUGUAGGACAAAUGUGAGAGAGACAUUGCAAAUGUCUCUGACUGACUGUUAAAGUUGUUUGUUUUUUAAGAUUCUAUUUUGAAUCUUAAAUAUGUGAAAUAAUGUGAAUUCUCAAAUUAAAUCAAAUAUGUUUACAAAUGUGUUGAAAAUGUCGUUAGCUAUUAAAAAUAAUUCUAAUAACUAGUAUUUAAAUAGUUCAUCUUUAUUAGCCCCACUGAUGAUGAGUUUAGAUGUUUGUGGAACAUUUGGCACCAGCUCCACUCAUAGACUACAGUCUUUAUCAGAAUCAGAUGCUAAUGUAUAAAUGUGUACGAUUGUGAAAUUGAUAAAACAAAAUUCUUUUGAUUGAUAGGAUUCUCCUGCUCCCCGUGAUACCGUUCCUGCUGCGUCUUAUAUCAUCAAAGAAGCUCAUAUGUAAAACACACACUAAAACGCAGUGGAACAAGGUGCCUUAAAACUACAGCAUCAGGGAGAGUUGUUCAAGUGUUCUUACUGAAUCAAAUUUGUGAAAUAUUUUAAAUCUAAAACUUCUAAAUAUCAGUAUUUUAUGUACACAGUUAAUUGCCUGUUACUGCUUUGAAUCGUUGACACUUUAAUUGAUGAAAUGACCUUGAUGAUGACAAUGAAUGUUUUUGUAGCAAAUCCUUAUGACUGGACUGGGGAGAGAAAACCAUGUUAGACUUCCAUAUCAGUGUUCAUGGUGAUAAAUUGUUAAUGGCGUAUUGUUUUUGAAUUUUAUUUAUGUUUCUUUCUCUAACAUGAAAUAAAGCACAUUUAUUUCAUGUUAAUAAUAAACAUAUUUUACAGUCAUAUUUGCUUUCAAAACUAACCUCAUUUUUCCUCUUUCUUUAUCUUUUAUUUCACAAUUCCUAUAAAAGCCAAACAAUUUUGGGAUGUUUCUCUGUCUGAUGUGAUAUGAAGUGUUAUCAUUAAAAUGUUCAAGAAAUAAAGAAGUUACCAGAU
Molecule: messenger RNA, 3858 nt
Organism: Cynoglossus semilaevis (tongue sole)
Lineage: Eukaryota; Metazoa; Chordata; Actinopteri; Pleuronectiformes; Cynoglossidae
Gene: flvcr2b
Product: FLVCR choline and putative heme transporter 2b
Exons: 10
Coding region: 635-2059 (474 amino acids)
Biological process (GO): heme export; transmembrane transport
Cellular component (GO): membrane
Molecular function (GO): heme binding; heme transmembrane transporter activity
Source: RefSeq, a predicted model, not a curated record